AUGGGUGAUACAAAUGACUAUGUAUAUUCUGAUAAAGAAGCUUUUCUUAACUUACAUUUAUCUUCAAUGAAUAUUGAAAAUAUACUAAUAGAGAAUCAUGAGGCUUGUGCGAUAGGCUAUGUAGCUGGAUGGGUGUGUAGUAAACUGAUUCAUCAAGAAUGUGUAGAUAAGCUAGCUGCCAAAAGUGAGGAUAAUUGUCAAAUCAACCUGGAAAAUACACAUAUAGAAAUUAAAUUGUAUCAAAAUUCUAGUUUAUUAUAUCCACUUAAACCACAUUAG
Messenger RNA from Macrosiphum euphorbiae (potato aphid), 279 nucleotides. Lineage: Eukaryota; Metazoa; Arthropoda; Insecta; Hemiptera; Aphididae. The record is from the annotation of a GenBank genome assembly.